GAAAGAAAAAGAGAACCGUUAUAGUCUCCGCCAUUACAGGUUUCUGCGCUUCUCUACAGUCUUUCAGAUUUGGAAACGUUAAAGUUCUUCUUCUUUAGCAGCAUAUAAACUAUAAUGAAAAUGUAUUAAUCAGUUACAGUCGGUAUUAAGAUCUCUCUUUAGGUAUUUAGCGGGUUUUGUUCACACUCAUCGCUGUCGGUCGGGAGGGUGUGGUUCAGAAACAACAUCGAGAUUAAUGAUAUUCAUCGAAAUCAGAUUUUGCUGGAAUCUUCGACAGAAUGAAGAACAAUUUCAAAUUAUUUCAGAUUGUUCUACUAAUGUGCGGAGUGUUCAGUGCUGGAACAGAUGAAGUGAAGACAGUGAUGGAGGGAGAUUCAGUCACUCUAAACCCUGAUCUUACUAAAAUACAGGGAAUUAAUCGGAUGAAGUGGAGGUUUAAGGAUUCACAUUCAGCCAUUGCUCAAAUCAUUAUAAAUGAGAUUUCAUAUCCCAGUCUCAAUGAGAUGUUCGGAGACAGACUGAAGCUGAAUCCGACUGGAUCUCUGACAAUCACAAACAUGAGGACUAAACACUCUGGACUUUAUAAACUAGAGAUCAACCACAAAUCUGGGACCUCCUAUUUGAAUUUCAGAGUUGCUGUCUAUGAGUCUCCAGCUGUUAUUGAAGCUUUUAAAGGUGAAAUGAAGAGUGUAUCGGAGACGGAGGGAAAUCCUGUCACUCUUCAGACUGAUACUGAAACACACGGAGAUGAGCUGAUAGUGUGGAGGUUUGGAGAUGAAGGAAAACUCAUAGCUAAACAUGAUCUAGAGGCCAAGAGUCUAAGAUUAUAUAAUGAUCCUGAUGAGAGAUUCAGAGACAGACUGAAGCUGGAUCAUCAGACCGGAUCUCUGACCAUCACAAACUCCAGAAUCACAGACUCUGGAGUUUAUAAAGUGAAGAUCAGCAGCAGCAAUCAGACUUUACACAAGAGAUUCACUGUUACUGUCAGCGUUCCAGGUCUGUCUCCAGGUGCUGUAGCAGGGAUUGUUGGUGUUCUGCUGCUGGUAUUUUCAGCCGCCGCAGCUGCUGGUGUUUUUUACUAUCGUCACAAAGUCUCUGAACUACAAAAGCAAAUGAGACAAGUGAAUAAAUCAGUGCUGAAGGGACGUCCUGUCACUCUGAACUAUGAUACUGAAAUACAGAAGGAUGAUAAAAUACAGUGGAAGUUUGAAGAGAAACUCAUAGCUGAAAUGACUGGAGAGAACCGUGAGAAACCUCAAUGGUCUGAUGAAUUCAGAGACCAAAUGACGCUGGACCCUCAGACUGGAUCUCUCUUCAUUCAACAAACCAGACCUGAACACUCUGGAUUAUAUAAACUAGAGAUCAAGACCAGUGCUUAUUCAACAUUCAGACUCUUCAGGAUUAUGGUCUUUGAUGAAGAGAAGUCAGUGUCAGUGAUGAAGGGGGCGGAUGUGACUCUACGUGUCAAUCCUGAAAUACAGAAAGGAGAUAAGAUAUUCUGGAUGUUUGGAGAUGACAGCCAUCUUGUAGCUAAAAACACAAAAGAUAAGUGUGAAGAAGAGUCUGAGUACAGUGAUGUUAGAUUUAAAGACAAAGUGGAUCUGAAUCCUCAGACUGGAGAUCUCACCAUCAAGACAAUCGAAACUUUCCACACUGGAGAAUACAAACUAAAGAUCAUCAGAAAUGGCAAAACCUCAUUCAAGUUAUUCAGAGUUACUGUUUCUGGACAAGUGAAUGAAUCAGCGCUGAAGGAACGUCCUGUCAUUCUGAACUAUUAUACUGAAAUACAGAAGGAUGUUAAAAUACAGUGGAAGUUUGAAGAGAAACUCAUAGUUAAAAUGACUGGAGAGAACUGUUGGAAACCUCAAUGGUCUGAUGAAUUCAGAGGACAAAUGAAGCUGGACCCUCUGACUGGAUCUCUCAUCAUUCACCGAUCCAGACCUGAACACUCUGGAUUAUAUAAACUAGAGAUCAAGACCAGUUAUUAUUCAACAUUCAGACUCUUCAGGAUUAUCGUCUUUGAUGAAGUGAAGUCAGUGCCAGUGAUGAAGGGGGUGGAUGUGACUCUACGUGUCAAUCCUGAAAUACAGACAGGAGAUAAGAUAUUCUGGAUGUUUGGAGAUGAAAACCGUCCCGUAGCUAAAAACACAAAAGAUAAGUGUGAAGAAGAGUCUGCGUACAGUGAUGUUAGAUUUAUAGACAAAGUGGAUCUGAAUCGUCAGACUGGAGAUCUCACCAUCAAGAGAAUCGAAACUGGCCACACUGGAAAAUACAAACUAAAGAUCAUCAGAAAUGGCAAAUCCUCAUUCAAGUUAUUCAAUGUUACUGUUUCUGAACAAGUGAAUGAAUCAGUGGAGAAGGGAGAUUAUGUCCCUCUGAACUCUAAUGCUGUAAUACAGAAGGAUGAUAAAAUACAGUGGAAGUUUGAAGAGAAACUCAUAGUUAAAAUGACUGGAGAGAACCGUGAGAACCCUCAAUGGUCUGAUGAAUUCAGAGACCAAAUGACGCUGGACUCUCGGACUGGAUCUCUCAUCAUUCAACAAACCAGACCUGAACACGCUGGAUUAUAUAAACUAGAGAUCAAGACCAGUGAUUAUUCAACAUUCAGACUCUUCAGGAUUAUCGUCUGUGAUGAAGUGAAGUCAGUGUCAGUGAUGGAGGGGGCGGAUGUGACUCUACGUGUCAAUCCUGAAAUACAGAGAGGAGAUAAGAUAUUCUGGAUGUUUGGAGAUGUCAACCGUCUUGUAGCUAAAAACACAGAAGAUAAGUGUGAAGAAGAGUCUGAGUACAGUGAUGAUAGAUUUAAAGAUAAAGUGGAUCUGAAUCCUCAGACUGGAGAUCUCACCAUCAAGACAAUCAGAGCUUUCCACACUGGAGAAUACAAACUAAAGAUCAUCAGAAAUGGCAAAUCCUCAUUCAAGUUAUUCAAUGUUACUGUUUCUGUGUAUAAAUCAGUGCUGAAGGGAGAUUCUGUCACUCUGAACUCUAAUGCUGUAAUACAGAAGGAUGAUAAAAUACAGUGGAAGUUUGAAGAGAAACUCAUAGCUGAAAUGACUGGAGAGAACCGUGAGAAACCUCAAUGGUCUGAUGAAUUCAGAGACCAAAUUAAGCUGGACCCUCUGACUGGAUCUCUCAUCAUUCAACAAACCAAACCUGAACACUCUGGAUUAUAUAAACUAGAGAUCAAGACCAGUGAUUAUUCAACAUCCAGACUCUUCAGGAUUAUGGUCUUUGAUGAAGAGAAGUCAGUGUCAGUGAUGGAGGGGGCGGAUGUGACUCUACGUGUCGAUCCUGAAAUACAGACAGGAGAUGAGAUAUUCUGGAUGUUUGGAGAUGACAACAGUCCUAUAGCUAAAAACACAGAAGAGAAGUGUGAAGAAGAGUCUGAGUACAGUGAUGUUAGAUUUAAAGAUAAAGUGGAUCUGAAUCGUCAGACUGGAGAUCUCACCAUCAAGAAAACUGAAACUGACCACACUGGAGAAUACAAACUAAAGAUCAUCAGAAAUGGCAAAUCCUCAUUCAAGUUAUUCAAUGUUACUGUUUCUGGACAAGUGUAUAAAUCAGUGCUGAAGGGACGUCCUGUCACUCUGAACUAUUAUACUGAUAUACAGAAGGAUGAUAAAAUACAGUGGAAGUUUGAAGAGAAACUCAUAGCUGAAAUGACUGGAGAGAACCGUGAGAACCCUCAAUGGUCUGAUGAAUUCAGAGACCAAAUGAAGCUGGACCCUCAGACUGGAUCUCUCACCAUUCAGCAAACCAAACCUGAACACUCUGGAUUAUAUAAACUAGAGAUCAAGACCAGUGAUUAUUCAACAUUCAGACUCUUCAGGAUUAUCGUCUGUGAUGAAGAGAAGUCAGUGUCAGUGAUGAAGGGGGCGGAUGUGACUCUACGUGUCGAUCCUAAAAUACAGACAGGAGAUAAGAUAUUCUGGAUGUUUGGACUUGACAACCGUCCUGUAGUUAAAAACACAAAAGAUAAGUGUGAAGAAGAGUCUGAGUACAGUGAUGAUAGAUUUAAAGACAAAGUGGAUCUGAAUGAUCAGACUGGAGAUCUCACCAUCAAGACAAUCAGAACUGACCACACUGGAGAAUACAAACUAAAGACCAUCAGAAAUGGCAAAACCUCAUUCAAGUUAUUCAAUGUUACUGUUUCUGCUGCAGGACAAGUAUAUAAAUCAGUCCUGAAGGGACGUCCUGUCACUCUGUACAAAGAUACUGAAAUACAGAAGGAUGAUAAAAUACAGUGGAAGUUUGAAGAGAAACUCAUAGCUGAAAUGACUGGAGAGAACCGUUGGAACCCUCAAUGGUCUGAUGAAUUCAGAGACCAAAUGAAGCUGAAGCCUUGGACUGGAUCUCUCAUCAUUCACCGAUCCAGACCUGAACACGCUGGAUUAUAUAAGCAAGAGAUCAAGACCAGUGAUUAUUCAACAUUCAGACUCUUCAGGAUUAUCGUCUGUGAUGAAAUGAAGUCAGUGUCAGUGAUGGAGGAGACGGAUAUGACUCUAUGUGCCAAUACUGAAAUACAGACAGGAGAUAAGAUAUUCUGGAUGUUUGGAGAUGACAACUGGCUCUUAGCUAAAAACACAGAAGAUAAUUGUGAAGAAGAGUCUGAGUACAGUGAUGUUAGAUUUAUAGACAAUGUGGAUCUGAAUCAUCAGACUGGAGAUCUCACCAUCAAGACAAUCAGAACUUUCCACACUGGAGAAUACAAACUAAAGAUCAUCAGAAAUGGCAAAUCCUCAUUCAAGUUAUUCAGAGUUUUUGUUUCUGUACGUCAAGUGAAUAAAUCAGUGAUGAAGGGACGUCCUGUCACUCUCAACUAUAAUACUGAUAUACAGAAGGAUGAUAAAAUACAGUGGAAGUUUGAAGAGAAACUCAUAGCUGAAAUGACUGGAGAGAACCGUGGGAACCCUCAAUGGUCUGAUGAAUUCAGAGACCAAAUGAAGCUGGACCCUCGGACUGGAUCUCUCACCAUUCAGCAAACCAGACCUGAACACUCUGGAUUAUAUAAGCUAGAGAUCAACACCAGUUAUUAUUCAACAUCCAGACUCUUCAGGAUUAUCGUCUUUGAUGAACAGAAGUCAGUGUCAGUGAUGGAGGAGGCGGAUGUGACUCUACGUGUCAAUCCUGAAAUACAGACAGGAGAUAAGAUAUUCUGGAUGUUUGGACGUGACAACCGUCUUGUAGCUAAAAACAAAGAAGAUAAUUGUGAAGAAGAGUCUGAGUACAGUGAUGUUAGAUUUAUAGACAAUGUGGAUCUGAAUCAUCAGACUGGAGAUCUCACCAUCAAGACAAUCAGAGCUAUCCACACUGGAAAAUACAAACUAAAGAUCAUCAGAAAUGGCAAAACCUCAUUCAAGUUAUUCAAUGUUACUGUUUCUGGACGUCAAGUGAAUAAAUCAGUGCUGAAGGGAUGUCCUGUCACUCUGAACUAUGAUACUGAAAUUCAGAAGGAUGAUGAAAUACAGUGGAAGUUUGAAGAGAAACUCAUAGCUGAAAUGACUGGAGAGAACCGUUGGAACCCUCAAUGGUCUGAUGAAUUCAGAGACCAAAUGAAGCUGGACCCUCGGACUGGAUCUCUCACCAUUCAACAAACCAGACCUGAACACUCUGGAUUAUAUAAGCUAGAGAUCAAGACCAGUGAUUAUUCAACAUUCAGACUCUUCAGUCUUAUCGUCUUUGAUGAAGUGAAGUCAGUGUCAGUGAUGAAGGGGGCGGAUGUGACUCUACGUGUCAAUCCUGAAAUACAGACAGGAGAUAAGAUAUUCUGGAUGUUUGGAGAUAAAAACCGUCUUGUAGCUAAAAACACAGAAGAGAAGUGUGAAGAAGGGUCUGAAUACAGUGAUGUUAGAUUUAAACCCAAAGUGGAUCUGAAUCGUCAGACUGGAGAUCUCACCAUCAAGAAAACUGAAACUGACCACACUGGAAAAUACAAACUAAAGAUCAUCAGAAAUGGCAAAUCCUCAUUCAAGAUAUUCAAUGUUACUGUUUCUGCUGCAGAACGUCAAGUGAAUAAAUCAGUGCUGAAGGGACGUCCUGUCACUCUGAACUAUUAUACUGAUAUACAGAAGGAUGAUAAAAUACAGUGGAAGUUUGAAGAGAAACUCAUAGCUGAAAUGACUGGAGAGAACCGUGAGAACCCUCAAUGGUCUGAUGAAUUCAGAGACCAAAUGACGCUGCACCCUGAGACUGGAUCUCUCAUCAUUGAACAAACCAGACCUGAACACUCUGGAUUAUAUAAACUAGAGAUCAAGACCAGUGAUUAUUCAACAUUCAGACUCUUCAGGAUUAUCGUCUGUGAUGAAGAGAAGUCAGUGUCAGUGAUGAAGGGGACGGAUGUGACUCUACGUGUCAAUCCUGAAAUACAGACAGGAGAUAAGAUAUUCUGGAUGUUUGGAGAUGAAAACCGUCCUGUAGCUAAAAACACAAAAGAUAAGUGUGAAGAAGAGUCUGAGUACAGUGAUGUUAGAUUUAUAGACAAAGUGGAUCUGAAUCGUCAGACUGGAGAUCUCACCAUCAAGACAAUCAGAGCUAUCCACACUGGAGAAUACAAACUAAAGAUCAUCAGAAAUGGCAAAUCCUCAUUCAAGUUAUUCACUGUUACUGUUUCUGGACAAGUGAAGACAUCAGUGCUGAGGGGAGAUUCUGUCGCUCUGUACAAAGAUACUGAUAUACAGAAGGAUGAUAAAAUACAGUGGAAGUUUGAAGAGAAACCCAUAGUUGAAAUGACUGGAGAGAACCGUGAGAACCCUCAAUGGUUUGAUGAAUUCAGAGACCAAAUAAAGCUGGAGCCUCAGACUGGAUCUCUCUUCAUUCACCGAUCCAGACCUGAACACUCUGGAUUAUAUAAACUAGAGAUCAAGACCAGUGAUUAUACAACAUUCACACUCUUCAGGAUUAUCAUCUUUGAUGAAGAGAAGUCAGUGUCAGUGAUGAAGGGGGAGGAUGUGACUCUACGUGUCAAUCCUGAAAUACAGACAGGAGAUAAGAUAUUCUGGAUGUUUGGAGAUGAAAACAGUCUUGUAGCUAAAAACACAGAAGAUAAGUGUGAAGAAGAGUCUGAGUACAGUGAUGUUAGAUUUAAAGACAAAGUGUAUCUGAAUCGUCAGACUGGAGAUCUCACCAUCAAGACAAUCAGAGCUAUCCACACUGGAGAAUACAAACUAAAGAUCAUCAGAAAUGGCAAAGCCUCAUUCAAGUUAUUCAGAGUUUUUGUUUAUGGACAAGUGAAGACAUCAGUGCUGAGGGGAGAUUCUGUCGCUCUGUACAAAGAUACUGAUAUACAGAAGGAUGAUAAAAUACAGUGGAAGUUUGAAGAGAAACUCAUAGUUAAAAUGACUGGAGAGAACCAUGAGGACACUCAAUGGUCUGAUAAUGAAUUCAGAGACCAAAUGACGCUGAACCCUCAGACUGGAUCUCUCUUCAUUCACCAAACCAGACCUGAACACUCUGGAUUAUAUAAACUAGAGAUCAAGACCAGUGAUUAUUCAACAUUCAGACUCUUCAGGAUUAUCGUCUUUGAUGAAGAGAAGUCAGUGUCAGUGAUGAAGGGGGCGGAUGUGACUCUACGUGUCAAUCCUGAAAUACAGACAGGAGAUAAGAUAUUCUGGAUGUUUGGAGAUGAAAACAGUCUUGUAGCUAAAAACACAGAAGAUAAGUGUGAAGAAGGGUCUGAGUACAGUGAUGUUAGAUUUAAAGACAAAGUGGAUCUGAAUCGUCAGACUGGAGAUCUCACCAUCAAGACAAUCAGAGCUAUCCACACUGGAGAAUACAAACUAAAGAUCAUCAGAAAUGGCAAAGCCUCAUUCAAGUUAUUCAGAGUUUUUGUUUCUGAACGUCAAGUGAAUAAAUCAGUGCUGAAGGGACGUCCUGUCACUCUGAACUAUUAUACUGAAAUACAGAAGGAUGAUAAAAUACAGUGGAAGUUUGGAGCUGAAGAGAAACUCAUAGCUGAAAUGACUGGAGAGAACCGUGAGAACCCUCAAUGGUCUGAUGAAUUCAGAGACCAAAUGAAGCUGAACCCUCGGACUGGAUCUCUCACCAUUCACCAAACCAGACCUGAACACUCUGGAUUAUAUAAACUAGAGAUCAAGACCAGUUAUUAUUCAACAUUCACACUCUUCAGGAUUAUCGUCUGUGAUGAAGAGAAGUUAGUGCCAGUGAUGGAGGGGGCGGAUGUGACUCUACGUGUCAAUCCUGAAAUACAGAGAGGAGAUAAGAUAUUCUGGAUGUUUAGAGAUGAAAACCGUCUUGUAGCUAAAAACACAGAAGAGAAGUGUGAAGAAGAGUCUGAGUACAGUGAUGUUAGAUUCAAACCCAAUGUGGAUCUGAAUCGUCAGACUGGAGAUCUCACCAUCAAGAACAUCAGAGCUAUCCACACCCACAAUGAAAAAUACAAACUAAAGAUCAUCAGAAAUGGCAAAUCCUCAUUCAAAUUAUUCACUGUUACUGUUACUGUGAAUGAAUCAGUGCUGAAGGGAUGUCCUGUCAUUCUGUACUAUGAUGCUGAUAUACAGAAGGAUGAUAAAAUACAGUGGAAGUUUGAAGAGAAACUCAUAGCUGAAAUGACUGGAGAGAACCGUUGGAACCCUCAAUGGUCUGAUGAAUUCAGAGACCAAAUGAAGCUGGACCCUCGGACUGGAUCUCUCAUCAUUCAACAAACCAGACCUGAACACUCUGGAUUAUAUAAACUAGAGAUCAGUUCAUAUUUUUCAACAUUCAGACUCUUCAGGAUUAUCGUCUUUGAUGAAGUGAAGUCAGUGUCAGUGAUGGAGGGGGCGGAUGUGACUCUACGUGUCAAUUCUGAAAUACAGUCAGGAGAUAAGAUAUUCUGGAUGUCUGGAGAUAAAAACCGUCUUGUAGCUAAAAACACAGAAGAGAAGUGUGAAGAAGAGUCUGAGUGCAGUGAUGAUAGAUUUAUAGACCCAGUGGAUCUGAAUCGUCAGACUGGAGAUCUCACCAUCAAGACAAUCAGAACUGACCACACUGAAAAAUACAAACUAAAGAUCAUCAGAAAUGGCAAAUCCUCAUUCAAGUUAUUCACUGUUACUGUUACUGGACGUCAAGUGAAUAAAUCAGUGGUGAAGGGACGUCCUGUCAUUCUGAAGUAUAAAACUGAAAUACAGAAGGAUGAUAAAAUACAGUGGAAGUUUGAAGAGAAACUCAUAGCUGAAAUGACUGGAGAGAACCCUCAAUGGUCUGCUGAUGAAUUCAGAGACCAAAUGAAGCUGGACCCUCAGACUGGAUCUCUCACCAUUCAACAAACCAGACCUGAACACUCUGGAUUAUAUAAACUAGAGAUCAUCACCAGUGAUUAUUCAACAUUCAGACUCUUCAGGAUUAUCGUCUGUGAUGAAGAGAAGUUAGUGCCAGUGAUGGAGGGGGCGGAUGUGACUCUACGUGUCAAUCCUGAAAUACAGAGAGGAGAUAAGAUAUUCUGGAUGUUUAGAGAUGACAACCAUCCCGUAGCUAAAAACACAGAAGAGAAGUGUGAAGAAGAGUCUGAGUACAGUGAUGUUAGAUUUAAAGACAAAGUGGAUCUGAAUCAUCAGACUGGAGAUCUCACCAUCAAGACAAUCAGAGCUGACCACACUGGAGAAUACAAACUAAAGAUCAUCAGUAAUGGCAAAUCCUCAUUCAAGAUAUUCAGAGUUACUGUUUCUGUGAAUAAAUCAGUGCUGAAGGGACGUCCUGUUGCUCUGAACUAUGAUACUGAAAUACAGAAGGAUGAUGAAAUACAGUGGAAGUUUGAAGAGAAACUCAUAGCUGAAAUGACUGGAGAGAACCGUGAGAAACCUCAAUGGUCUGAUGAUGAAUUCAGAGACCAAAUGAAGCUGGACCCUCAGACUGGAUCUCUCUUCAUUCAACAAACCACACCUGAACACUCUGGAUUAUAUAAACUAGAGAUCAAUGCCAGUUAUUAUUCAACAUUCAGACUCUUCAGGAUUAUGGUCUUUGAUGAAGAGAAGUCAGUGUCAGUGAUGAAGGGGGCGGAUGUGACUCUACGUGCCAAUACUAAAAUACAGACAGGAGAUAAGAUAUUCUGGAUGUUUGGAGAUGACAGCCGUCUUGUAGCUAAAAACACAGAAGAUAAGUGUGAAGAAGAGUCUGAGUACAGUGAUGAUAGAUUUAAAGACAAAGUGGAUCUGAAUCGUCAGACUGGAGAUCUCACCAUCAAGACAACUGAAACUGACCACACUGGAGAAUACAAACUAAAGAUCAUCAGAAAUGGCAAAUCCUCAUUCAAGAUAUUCACUGUUACUGUUUCUGAACAAGUGAAUAAAUCAGUGCUGAAGGGACGUCCUGUCACUCUGAACUAUGAUACUGAUAUACUGAAGGAUGAUAAAAUACAGUGGAAGUUUGAAGAGAAACUCAUAGCUGAAAUGACUGGAGAGAACCGUGAGAACCCUCAAUGGUCUGAUGAAUUCAGAGACCAAAUGAAGCUGAACCCUCGGACUGGAUCUCUCACCAUUCAACAAACCAGACCUGAACACUCUGGAUUAUAUAAACUAGAGAUCAACACCAGUUAUUAUUCAACAUUCAGACUCUUCAGGAUUAUCGUCUGUGAUGAAGAGGAGAGGAAACCAUUGAUGAAGGAUUCCACAGAAAAACGAGAGAAUGAAUCAGUGACUGUAGAGAUGCCGCUGCUGAAUGCAGAGGAUCUGGAUGGAGUGAAUGAGCGGGAGAGUUUACUUUAAUGAGAUAAGACACGCCCACCAGUGUCAAUCACUCUGACAUCAUCAACACUUCAGCUACAACAACAAAAACACAUUUCUGCUUUCAUAAGCCUCUAGAAUCCGUCCAGUGAAAGAGAGAAAUGAAGCCGUGUCUGUUGAGCUGAUGAACCUGCAUGUAAAAAGCUUCUGUGGUUUUAUAUGAACCCAGAAACACAGUAAUCAAACACUUUCUAAUGUUACACUUCAUACCUGUACCACUGUUAACAUAAUACUAGUGUGACUCUCACAGCUUUGAUUUUCUGUGAUUAUCGACAGGAAUAUGAUUUUUAUAAGAUUUUACCACAGCAUUUGAAUUUGCCGUUUUAUGUAAUUAACACCAGUGCCAGAUUAACGUUCAUGUUCAGAACUAAUCAUGUCUUUGAGAUCACAUGACCUUCUCUUCAUGUGUAGAAGUUCAUUAGUGUGAAUGAGACUAACAGCUUUGACCAUUCAGUGUUAUUCAGCUUCACUGUAAGUGACUUUAUUAUUGUAAAAAUAACAAUAAUUAUAACCAACUACUUAAGUUGACAAUCUUUUUUAUUUAUAUAUAUAUAUUUCUUUUUAAGUUGUAAAUGUAUGGCUUUUUUUGUUAUAUGACAUAAUUAUGCUUGAAUAAGAGUAUAUCAAAGAUAAGAUGUGAAGUGAAUCUUCAUCUUAUCUGAAUGAUUGUAAAUGUGAGUUGAAUUUAAAGUGCCUUUAUAUUCAUGCUGAAGCACUUACAGUAGCCUUAUUGUACUUCUCAAAAAAAAAAAAAAAAAAAAAAAAAAAAGAUGGAAAAAGACAUUUUGCAUAAUACCAUUGUGGUGUUUCUUGUGUUAUAAUUUUUUUCAGAAGCAUGUUAUUAAUGAAUAUUUGAAUUUAAAGUGCCUUUAUAUUCAUGCUGAAGCACUUACAGUAGUCUUGUACUUCUCACAAAAAAAAACAACAAAAAAAAACAUUUUGUUCGGAUUUAAUACUCAGUGUCAUGAUACCACAUUGUGGUGUUUCUUGUGUUUUAUUAUUUUUUUCAUAAGCAUGUGAUUGAUGAAUAUUAUUGCUAUACUGCUGAUCUUAAUGUCUAAUCUCUUCUGUCCUCUAGUGGACAGACACUGAUACAGCUUUUGCUUCCUAAUAAAUCUUUUAACAUGAA
Ctenopharyngodon idella (grass carp) is the source of this 11844-nucleotide messenger RNA. RefSeq lists its product as uncharacterized. NCBI's taxonomy places the organism in Eukaryota, Metazoa, Chordata, Actinopteri, Cypriniformes, Xenocyprididae. The transcript has 37 exons. The record is from RefSeq and is a predicted model, not a curated record. Bases 279 to 10697 code for a protein of 3472 amino acids.